Molecule: messenger RNA, 273 nt
Organism: Protopolystoma xenopodis
Lineage: Eukaryota; Metazoa; Platyhelminthes; Monogenea; Polystomatidea; Polystomatidae
Source: the annotation of a GenBank genome assembly
AAGACCACAUGCAUUACCGAGGGCACAGAGCUGCGGCCCCAGCAUGACUCCACUUCCGCCGCAAUCAUCGAGGUUCUUCGAGAUGGCCGGAGCCUCGCCAAAAGGGUAGCUGAAGAGCCGCGCCGUUUAACUCCCCGGAUAGCGCCUCUUCACUCGUGCAAAUUUUCUGGCCCCGUCGGUCCAACACUGGAGUCUCCGAAAUUGGAUGCUUUACGUUCUGCAUCAGACGAGCAGGAAGUAACUCCCUUAGGAUUAUUUACAUUUCUGUGUUAG